Messenger RNA from Mycotypha africana, 1309 nucleotides. RefSeq names its product helix-loop-helix DNA-binding domain-containing protein. Gene Ontology annotation, molecular function: protein dimerization activity; DNA-binding transcription factor activity, RNA polymerase II-specific; RNA polymerase II cis-regulatory region sequence-specific DNA binding. The coding region runs from base 50 to 904 and encodes 284 amino acids. Lineage: Eukaryota; Fungi; Mucoromycota; Mucoromycetes; Mucorales; Mycotyphaceae. Gene Ontology annotation, biological process: regulation of transcription by RNA polymerase II. The record is from RefSeq and is a predicted model, not a curated record. The transcript is spliced from 3 exons.
UUUUUUUUUUAUUUUUUUUAACCAACAUCUUACCACCUUACAUAACAGAAUGUAUAAUAACUUGGAUCAACAGCAGAACCAGCUGAUAGCAGCUAAUUGUAGAAAUGGGGUUAUCAACAGCUCAAGCAAUAUGCAAUUUUCAUCGUCUUCCCCACAGCAUAUGAGAUCGUCAUCUUUUCCAAGCACAUUUAGCAUUCAACAGUAUCAGUCCAUACCUAUUCACCCUUCAUCCAAUUCGUCAUUCCAUAAUGUGCCUGUAUACCAGUUUAAUAGCAAUUCACCCACUGCUGCAACACAAUGGUUUGGAACUAGCUUAGACUCGAGUAGUUCCUUCGGACAGUCUCCUGUGUUCACAGGUCAGGAGUUACAGGUUACACCAUCAAAUUCAUCGCAACUUUUCGAUGAAAUUGCAAUGAAUAAUAAUGAAGAGGAUGAAGUGACUCAGAGGAAUCAUCAAGAAAUCUAUGAACGUAGAAGGAAGCGAAGAGAAUCACAUAAUGCAGUCGAAAGAAGACGACGUGAUAAUAUCAACGAAAGAAUACAAGAACUUUCUACGCUUCUUCCAGAUCAUUUGUUGGAAUCUGUGCCUGCCAGUGCCAAUGUAAUAACUCUGACGACUGGUCAAAGUGGGACAAAUGGAAAGCCGAUUAAUAAGGGCACAAUACUGAAGCUUUCAGUAACAUAUAUAAAAGAAUUGAGGGAGGAAGUGGUUAUGUCAAAGAGCAGGAUCGAUGAAUUGCAGCAAUUAAUUGAAAACGCGGAAAGAAGUAAGGGCUCCAAUCCUACUGUAAGAGCAAACAAUAAUAGAUCAAAAGAAAGUUCUGGUUCGCUCCUCAACUUGGGCUCAUCAAUGCAGUUUCAACAGCAAUUUGGAAGAUUACAUAUCGCUGCUGGAGACGAAUAGAUGUUUAAUAACGACUCGAGGAAAAGCCGUAACAAAGUGAAAUUUAUAAAGUACAGUUUAUCAGGGAUAAUAGAGUGUUAUAGAUGUUUGUGAACAAAUACUUUGUACAACUGCAAAGGCAGUUUUCUGUAACAUAAAGCUACUUCGCAUUCUGUAUCACACUAAAAGCAUCAGAUUGUAUUGUUGACUUCCUUGUAAACAGUGUGGCUUCUGUAAAUCGAGAGUAUACUUAAAGUGGAAUUUUACUCAUGUCUUGACAAUGAGUGAGACGGUUUGACAAACAAGGUAUAUUUUUUUAUGAAAGCAAUGAUCUGCCUUUGGAUGCUGAUUGCUGAACAUUAAUCGAUUCAUGGAAAGUAAGUGCCUGGCGAUGCUGUAUUUCUAUUCUGCUUUGACGGAUUUUUU